Trematosphaeria pertusa is the source of this 1579-nucleotide messenger RNA. RefSeq lists its product as uncharacterized. Bases 383 to 1462 code for a protein of 359 amino acids. The record is from RefSeq and is a predicted model, not a curated record. NCBI's taxonomy places the organism in Eukaryota, Fungi, Ascomycota, Dothideomycetes, Pleosporales, Trematosphaeriaceae. The transcript has 2 exons.
GGCACGCGUCGGUCUAUACGCACUGUUUAUUCGCGGAGGAGUCCAGCUAAAUUACGUGUGCGUGCCUGCUGUCAGUUGAGAGUCGGACGUUGAAUCGCCCGAUACGUCUAAGCCGCCCUCGGGACCGAAGACGCGCAUCCACCUUAAAAAGCUCACACUCCCUCGAAAAGACAAAUCCACUUCCUUUCCACCUGCACCGCACCACACCACAGCCGACCGCAGCCAACUCGCGAGAACACAACCACCCACGCAGAACUCAGCGCGAUAUACGACGCGACCUGCUUUCUACAGCUGAUCAACAGUAAAAUUCGAUAGGCGUACCACAACCCCAAUUAUCACGCCUUCCGAUCCGGGAAUUCACGCGCACGGACCUCCCAUAACAAUGGCUACUUCCCAGGAUCUUCUAUCGCGUCUUUGCCCUGAGCUCCGAAAUCUGGUAUACGAUGAAGUUCUCUUCUAUGAAACCAAUUCCUCUACUAUCAACAGCAAGUUGGCUAGCAACCGGUUGGCCCUCUUCAGCACAUCCCGUUCUCUACACCUCGAGACGGCAUCAUACUUCUUCGCCAACGGAAACUUCAACGUCGAUAUUCCCUCCCCGGCAACACCCGGCGCAACAAUACUCUCCCCGAUUGCCGAUAGCUAUCUUCGCUUCCUUAAGCACCUCACUAUCAAUAUCAGAGUGGGUGAUGCGUCACGUCCAGAAGUUCAAAAGACGGCAGAAGCAAUCACUGCUCUAGCCGAUAUUGGCGCCGACUUCGAAGAAAUUAACCUCAAUAUUGAGGCAGCAUCAUACCUCUCCCCGUUGUUGAAUGCCAGAUUCGAUGACUCGAUCUUGGAUAUGAGUCAUCCUGUCACAGCCUCGCUUCGCCGCAUUCUCGAAUUUGGCGCCUGUAAGAUUAUCCGGGUGCGCUUGGAUGGCGCUUGGUUCGCUGCUGGAGUAGCCACUAAACUUCAAGCGACAUUCGGCCCGUGCAUCCAGUUUGUCUCCCCGGACACAGGUAGUCCGAGAGAUGUAUCACAUUUCGAAAGAGAACUGCGAGGCCGCCGAUCAACAACCCCUCUUCGAAUGUUCACCCACGAAGACCAAUUCCCGAACGUAGAUGACUUGGCAAGCCCGAUUUACUCCGGCGCUUCGUUCAACUCCUUCAUCGGUAUCGAAGAAGGUCUUUCCGCACCUUUCACUGCGGACGCCGAGAUAGAAAGCGAUGACUCGCUAUUUGAUUACGAAUUCGACACCGCAGGCACCAACGAGGAAGAGCUUACAUCGGAUGAUGACGACGUGGACAUCGACGACGAUUUGCUGCCGAUAGACGAGAAAGAAGUCGAAGCGACAGCAGCAGCAUGGGGGGAUUCCGUGAAGGUUCUUGCCGACGACAUUGCGAGCACCGCUGAUAUCGAAUUCAUGAUGCACAUGGCGCCGGAGGUCCUUUGGGAGCCGGAACGAAUCAGCUAUAAAUCCUGAAGAAGCCCAGACGGCACAUCGAAUCCGAUCAAACUCAAGAUGCGGUACGAUCUCAUCCAUCAGGAGUACUGUACAUGCAUGACUCCUUCGAGAGUAGUCACAACCGCGCCCAUAUCA